AUGGAGCGCGUGGACUGGGUGUUUAACUGCCUCCCCGCGGCGCUGGAGUUGGAGGUGGCAUGCGUGCGCUGGCUUCACAAUCUCGUCCAGUGGCACUGCCCACGCGAUGGAAAUUCGACCCCCGCCGCAUCAGUCGUCCCCAGUGAUGUGGCUGAUGCUUUAUUAUCAACAGAAGAUCCAACUGGUUCUGCUAAAAGCUUUUGGGAUCAACUUGAGCAAUCGCACCGUAUGAUCUGGGCUACGGUGCAGGAAACUUCCUUUUGGGCCACAGAAAGGCAGCUGUAUCGGCAUAGGCUUCAACAACAGCGCGUUAGAAUGCUCAAUGCGUGUGAGCGCGCAUUAGCAAAUUUCAGCGGCAGAUUGUGA
Molecule: messenger RNA, 366 nt
Organism: Phytomonas sp. Hart1
Lineage: Eukaryota; Euglenozoa; Kinetoplastea; Trypanosomatida; Trypanosomatidae
Source: the annotation of a GenBank genome assembly